Molecule: messenger RNA, 1962 nt
Organism: Paramuricea clavata
Lineage: Eukaryota; Metazoa; Cnidaria; Anthozoa; Malacalcyonacea; Plexauridae
Source: the annotation of a GenBank genome assembly
AUGGAAACAGAUGAGAUGUUUCUUCUAGAUGACAGUAGCCAGGGAAAUUUGCAAGAUAGCAACAUUGCACAACAUAACACAAUAAAUUUAGGUGUGUAAAAUAAAUUAGUGACUAACCUGUACCAUGUAUGUUGGUUUAAACAGUUCUAUUUUAGUGUGCCUGAUUAAUCACCAGGUUCAGUUGAAAAUUUUCUGUUCCUUUUAAAGGGACCUAGAGAAACCUGAGCUUGCAUGAAUUUCAUAUUUAAUAAUUAUUUGCCAAAGGCAAGGUGAUUAUUCCCAAUAAUCACUGUGCCUGAGGAUUGUUUUGGGCAUAAUUUCAAUGAUUAUUUGAAAAAAAAAAUUUAAAAAUUUUUUCAUCAUAUUUAUACAUCACAAAAAACUUCAAUGACCGCCAAAAAUCGAGCUUGAAUAAAAAAAAGGAGAGCUGCUUGCUUCAUUCGACAGCAAUAAUCACCAAUAUAAUUAUACUAAAUUUGUUCAUUAUUUUUUGCAUUUAAUAUAUAGAGACAAGCACAGUCGAUAAGAUUGUUACGGACACCUCAGAGCACAGUCAAUUCACAAAUUCAGGUUGGUAAAACAAUUACAUGAACAUGUUACCAAUGACUCUGGACAAUUGUUGACUCUGGACAGUUCAAAUAACAAUUAUGCAAUUAUUAAUCGUACUUUCCACCAGGGGCGUCGGAAAGUCGAUAAUUGGGGGCAUAUAUUCACAAAUUCAUGUUCUGCAUCAUUAAUUUAUUUUGAAAGCAAUUGCUUUUACAGUCUGUGAACAUGAAUAUAUGAAUACCUGCCCCCCCCCCCAAUUAUUGACUUUCUGGCACCUCUGCCAGGCCCCUCAGACAUUUCUCAUAUUUUAUACUUUUUGACAAUGCUAUAUUACAAAACAAAUAUAAAACUUUUUCCUGUAUUGAUAUACAGUUAUAUAUAGGGAUGACCCGAUACCAGAAAAAAGCCGAUUCGUCGAUCCGAUAUAUCGGAGGCGAUAUAAAAAAAUAAUCAGCCGAUUAAUCUGCUAUGGCGGAUAUGUUCUGUGUAAAAGUUGAAUAAAAGUUUAAAACCCAGUACAAGUGCUGAAUAACGUUUUUUUGACAACUUUUAAUACUUGUGUAUGCACCACAAAUUGACUUACUAGUUUUAGUGUGUUCCAGAACAUAUUCAUAUUGGACAGUUAUCUGUCGCUGUAUGAGUCAAAUGAAUCAAACGUAAAAAUAUAAAUGUAUAAUUGGAAUUCACUCAACAUCUGUAGACUAGAUGUCUAUACUGUCUAGACAACUCGACUUUUUCGAGCUUUUAAUUUCUUUAAAGGCUUUAAUGUUUAUUUAAACAGUAAAAUUGGCUAAAUUUUUUUCAGUGAUUUUGUGUUUAAUUAAGAUACAAUGAUAAGAUUUUAAUUAACUUACAAGUGAUCUUAUUCCCUCAAGUAAUGCAAUAUGGGAUUAAACACGUGCAACAAAAGUGUCAAAAACAAGAUGGAGUGUAGAUUACUAGAUUAUAGUUAUUUUUCUUAAAAAAACCGAAAAAAUUGUGAAUAUCUGCAAAUAGCCGAUUAUAAAAAAUAAUUGGCCGAUUACCGAUUAUUUUGAAAACGCCAAAUAUCGGCCGAUUAAUCGGCUCAUCACUAGUUAUAUAAACAAUUGUUAUUACAAUUUUUUUUAUUUAAAUUAAUUUAUAGAGACAAUAACAGAUUGCACGGUGGACAAUGUUAUUUUUGAAGAAGAAACUACAUUGGCAUUAUUCAAACGAAUAAUUCACCGAUUUCGCAACAUGAUGUCUGCAGAAACUGUGAGAAACUUUAAAAAGUUGAAUCAACUAAAGAAAAGCAGUGCUUUACGACAAGGUCUCCAAGCUAAGCCGAGAAAAAGCAAAAAAGUCAGAUGGUCGUGUAACAACAGCAAGUAUGAUAAAAGACCAAUUUCCAAACUCUGCUACACACUUUUCGCAAAAGGCACUGGCAUAUAA